Molecule: messenger RNA, 2798 nt
Organism: Solea senegalensis (Senegalese sole)
Lineage: Eukaryota; Metazoa; Chordata; Actinopteri; Pleuronectiformes; Soleidae
Product: sodium-dependent neutral amino acid transporter B(0)AT1-like
Exons: 12
Coding region: 78-1925 (615 amino acids)
Biological process (GO): sodium ion transmembrane transport
Cellular component (GO): membrane
Source: RefSeq, a predicted model, not a curated record
AGACUUUGAUACACCAACCCCUAAGGGCUGCUCUGUAACAGACACUACCUCCCCACCUCAGUACGUAUCUGGUCACCAUGAGACUGGUACUACCCAACCCGGGACUGGAUCUGCGUAUCCCUAACCAUGAAGAUCUGGACCGGAUGGAGAAGGAGGAGGCUGGUGACAGGCUCAAGUGGGACAACAAAGCCCAGUACAUCCUCACCUGUGUGGGAUUCUGCAUCGGGCUUGGUAACGUGUGGAGAUUCCCUUACUUGUGCCAAAGUCAUGGAGGAGGUGCCUUUUUGAUCCCCUACCUGAUUCUGCUGGUGCUGGAGGGAAUGCCUCUCCUGCUACUGGAGUUUGCCAUCGGUCAGCGUCUGAGGAAAGGCAGCGUGGGAGUGUGGCGAUCCAUCAGCCCGUAUCUGACCGGUAUCGGCAUAGCCUCCAUGCUGGUGUCCUUUUUGGUUGCGCUGUACUACAACACCUUAAUAGCCUGGAUUAUGUGGUAUUUUUUCAACUCCUUUCAAAGCCCACUGCCUUGGACUCAGUGUCCUCUCAAUGAAAACGGGACAGGAUUUGUACCUGAGUGUCAAGAGAGCUCCACUGUGGAUUACUUCUUCUACCGAGUGACACUGAACAGUUCGCAGUCUAUCGCUGACUCGGGAGAAAUCCAGUGGGCCAUUGUUGUCUGCCUGUUAGCUGCCUGGACAGUUGUCGCCAUCUGCUGUAUAAGAGGAAUUAGUACAACAGGCAAGGCAGUCUAUGUCACUGCGAUCCUGCCGUACAUAGUGCUGGGCAUCUUCCUGGUCAGAGGAUUGAGUCUUAAAGGAGCCCUAAGUGGACUCAAAUUCCUCUUCACACCAGACGUGGACGAGUUGAUUAACCCGACAACUUGGUUGGAUGCAGGUGCCCAGGUCUUUUACUCGUUUGGUUUAGCAUGGGGAGGCCUCAUUUCUUUCUCCAGCUACAACCCUGUUCAUAACAACUGCGAGCAAGAUGCUGUGAUCCUGUCUGUAGUAACUGGUCUAACCUCAGUCUAUGCUGCCACAGUCACGUACUCCAUCAUUGGAUUUAGGGCCACUGAAAAGUAUGACAACUGUAUCAGUGGGAACAUCGUGACAUUAUUAAACGCGUUUGAUCUCUCUGAAGAUAACAUCACCACAACCAACUAUGAGGACACACUGAAUCACCUUAACAGCGUUUACCCUAACGUCGUUCAAGGACUGGAUAUCAAAGAGUGUGACAUGCAGAAACUUCUCAGUGAGGGAGUGGAGGGAACAGGUCUGGCCUUUAUUGUGUUUACAGAAGCCAUCACUAAGAUGCCCGGUUCCCCAAUCUGGUCUGUUCUCUUUUUUCUGAUGCUUUUCUGUUUGGGGCUCUCAACACUGUUUGGCAACAUUGAGGGAGUGGUGGUCCCCUUGAAAGACUUGAAUGUGUUCCCUAAAAAAUGGCCCCACGAAGUAGUGACUGGAAUCACUUGCGCCGUGGCCUUCGUCAUCUGCCUCCUGUUUGCACAGCAGUCAGGGCUUUACUGGGUGACCGUUUUUGACACCUUUGCUGGAUCUGUUCCACUUCUGACCGUUGGGUUGUUUGAGAUGGUCGCUAUUGUUUACGUUUACGGCAUAGACAGGUUCAAUGAGGAUAUUGUCUUCAUGAUUGGACACAAGCCCAAUAUCUUCUGGCAGGUCACAUGGAGGGUCGUUAGUCCUUUGAUUGUCCUAGUGAUCUUAAUUUUCUACCUGGUGACCAUAGCACAAAAAGAGCUUCGUUAUUUAGUCUGGGACUACAACUCUGAGGAGUUUCCAUCUCUGGCAUCAGUUCCAUUUCCUUCAUGGAUCAACGCAGUCAUAUUUCUUUUGGCAGGAGUCCCCAGUAUUACACUGCCUGUUUAUGCCUUGUGUAGACUGGUUUUUGUUUACUGCAAGAAAAGAAGUGAAAAAUGAGCCCACGAAUGACCUAAAAUGCAAUCCGAUCCAAUUUAUUUAUAAAAGCACAUUUAAAAACAAAGCAAAAACAACAGCAGUUGACCAAAGUGCUGUACAGUAGAAUUAUAAAAUUAAACAUAACUAAACAGAUGUGAAAACAAACAAACAAAUACAUAAAUACAAACAUAAAAGACAUAAAAGACAUGAGUAGACACGACAUCUCACCCAGAAAAGGCUGAACAACAGACUCACACCGUCUCAAAUGCAAAGGAGAACAGGUGAGCCUUUAAAAGAGAUUUAAACUUCAGCUUCAGCUGCCAUUUAGCUGCAACUGAGAGCAGCUGAUCUUAGAGACCAAGUGGGGCGGAACAAGACCAUUUAGACAUUUGUACACAAAUAUAAGGAUUGUAACGCACUGGGAGCCAAUGAAAGGAGGCCAGGGUGGGGGAGAUGUGCUCACGCCUCUGUGUCCUUUUUAAAAAGGGCGAGCGGCAAGUGAAGGGAAAGGAAAAUGGGAUGGAAAUGUUUGUUAUUGAAGUCAGAAUACAUCCAACCAGAAUCUAUAAAGUUCACUGAGGGUAGGUCACCAGUGCAUCACAGAACUGACACACAGAGGAAAAAAAGAACCAUUCACAUUCAUACAAAUGGUCCUUUUUGAUUCUCCAAGUAAUCUUAAUUCAAUCUACAUGUAUUUGGACUUCGGAGGGAAGCUGGAGAACCCAUGAGAAAAACCAUGCAGACAUAUGACGAUCAUGCAAACUCCACACAGAAAUGCCAGGAUUCCAACUGUACUGUACCAGCGCCGAUCCAUCACUGUGUCCCCACUACAAUAACAUGCAAGACGAUUUCAUUUGUCUUAUCAAACUAAAUAAACACUUCAAUGUUUGUUUA